UGGCCAAUAAAAGGAAGCAACCACCCUCUCACAGACAGAGUGUGUGCUGCCGGAGACCGAGCUGAGCCAAGACCUAAGCCAGGAGGAGCUCCAGGCCCUAGGAAUAAGACAUCUUUGCUGUCCUUUAAGCUCGUUCUGACCCCAGAAGAGGCCGCUGGCCACAGAGAAGGAUCCAGGCCAUGAAUUCAGACCAAGGAGGAAGAAAGGAAGGGGCCUCGCGUUUCCUGUCCAGCUCCACCAAGAUCCAGCACAGCCAACACCCUCCUUUGUAUAAGUUAAACCUGCAGGAGGAGAAAAUGGGUGAGCAUAGCCCUUUCCAGAAGUUCAGCUUUGGGAAGGGUAACCAGAGUAAGGAGAACAAGGUGAUCAUGCUGAUGGGAGCCACGGGAUCUGGGAAGACGAUGAUGAUCAACGCCAUGGCCAACUACAUCUUGGGAGUGGCAUGGGGGGACGACUUCCGGUUCAAGCUGAUCACGGAGGAGACGUUCCGCUCUCAAGCGGAGAGCCAGACCUCCAUCAUCACCGCCUACCACCUGGCCCACCAAGAUGGCUUCCAAGUGCCCUACAGCCUCACCAUUAUUGACACGCCAGGUUUCGGGGACACCAGGGGUAUCGAACGUGACCAGGCUUUGACCGAACACAUCCGAGAGUUUUUCUCCUCGCCUAGGGGCAUCGAUCACCUGGACGCCGUGUGCUUCGUGGUGCAGGCAUCUCUGCCCCGCCUGACUCACACCCAGCGCUACGUCUUUGACUCCAUCCUCUCCAUCUUUGGGAAGAACAUCGCCAACAACGUCCGGGUGCUGGUCACCUUUGCCGAUGGGCAGAAGCCUCCGGUGCUGGAGGCCAUCAAGACGUCUCAGGUCCCGUGCCCCAAGAAUGGGGCCGGAGAGCCGAUUCACUUCAAAUUCAACAACUCUGCCUUAUUCUGCAGCCGGGCCCCGAAGGCUACCAGGGAAGCUGGGGAGGGGGAGGAGGAAGAGGAAGAGGAGGUCUUCGAUGAGAUGUUCUGGCGCAUGGGCACCGGCAGCCUGAAGAAGUUUUUCAUGGAGCUCGGCAAGUUGCAGCCCCAGAGUCUAAGUUUAACCCAGGAAGUGCUGAAGGAACGGAAGCAGCUGGAAGCCAUGGUGGAGGGGCUGCAGGUCCAGAUCCAAAACCGGCUGAUGAAGAUGGAGGAGAUCCGGAAGAUAACAGAUGUCCUGGAGCAGAACAAGGACAAGAUGAAGGCGAAUGAGAACUUCGAAUACGAGACGUCCAUCAUGGAACCUCAACAAGAACCCAUUAAGGGGUUCAUUACUAACUGCCAGAAAUGUCGUUACACCUGUCAUCACCCCUGUGCCAUACCAGAUGACCGUGAGAAAUACAACUGCGCGGCAAUGGACCAAGCUGGGAAUUGCAAGGUCUGUCCAGAGAAGUGUCACUGGAAAGUCCACUUCAAUCAGAAAUACAGAUGGAAUUAUGUUCCUAAAACGGUGAAAGGGACAUACCAGAACCUGAAGGAGAACUACGAGAAAGCCUAUGGGGAGCUCAAGUCAGCCGAACAACUCUCCCAAAAGUUGAAGGAAGACCUGGAAGGAGUUGAGGAUGAAGCCCAAAGCCUCAUCGAGGCUCUGUCUCACUGCAUCCGGCGGCUGGAGGACAUCGCUUUGAGGCCCAACCCUCUGUCCACCCCCGAAUACAUCGACAUCCUCAUCAUCUCGGAGAAGGAAGAGGCCAAACCCGGAUUCCAAGAGAGGAUAGAAUCCCUGAACAAACUGAAGAAGAGGGCCCAGCUGCUCUCCGAUGUCAGCCAAAUGCCAGAGGAUGCCCAAGGGAUGCCUACUAAGGGGAGAAAAACAAAGUGGGACAAGAUGAUAAACUGGUUCACUCAGUCAUGAGUUCUUCCUCCCGAAUGAUAAAUACCAACAAAUUUGGUUGGGGUGAGGGGUAUUAUCAUUUAUCAUAAUGUUUCAGGGAGGGAAGAAUGGGGACCAGAGCCCUAAUUGGGGAGGGGUCUUGUGGUGGUGGCCGGGGGGGCGGAGGGAGGGCGGCGGAUAAAGAAUGGGGAGAUACAAUUUUAGUCAGGGAAGGAUUUUUGGAGAGAUAUCAUUUUAGCAGAGCUUUGAAAAUGGAGAUAGAAGUGGUCUAUUGACUGUGAAGAGUGAAGAAGUUCCAUGGGCAGGGGGCGGUCAUCAGAGAAAGAGGGACAAGAGCAAGGAACGGGUUGGUGUUAGAGGAGGGGAGUGUGAGGGUUGGGUUGUAGUGGGAGAGGAGUGAAGUGUGAAUACUGGGUGGUGGCAGGAGAGGAUUGAGGAUAGGUCUUGGGAGGAGAACUCUCUCUCCCUCCCACUUCCUCCACGGACCCUCGGGGACUUAAAUGUCCACAUUGGUGACCGUUGAUCCCCCCCAGCGGUCCUCUUCCCAAAACGCUUCUCCAACUCUGCUCCUCUUUUGCUUCACUUCUCAUUCCCUCUAUCUGCUGUUUCAGCCAUGUCUUCUCAACGGCAAAACUAUCCUCAAGACUCCCAGAGGCCUCCAAACUCUGGAUCCCUUCCCCACUAAUAGCCCUCUCCUCCUCUGACCCCCACCUGGAAAAAAAAUCCAGGUAUGAGACCAUACCUUGCCUACUGAACUCAACUCCCACACUCCUGAUCUGCUGGCAGCACCAACCCCCAACUCCCAGCCCUCAAUCUCGUUCAAAGACUGCAUCUCCGCUGCUGCCUUCGUGAAGUUGAGUGAUUCUGACAGAAACGUUGACACCAGGUUGCCUAUUGCCAGGUGUCAUUUUACCUUCACUUGCUAUCCCUCUACUCUUUCUUCUGCUCACCAAGAGACUGCCCUCCUCAUCCCCUCCCACAGCCAUAGCCCUCAUCGAAUAUUCCAGACCUUUGACUUCUGAGGUCCCUUAGUGGCCUCCCCCCUCCUCUCUUGCUAAGCCUCGAAGCUCUCGCCAACUGCUUUUUUGGCAAAAUAAAAUGAUCUUCUCUCUAUUGUAGCACCUAAGAGCAGUGCUUGGCAUAUAGUAAGCACUUAACUCAUGCUAUAAUAACCUCCGUUAUUAUCAAGUUUGAACCGUUUCAAGGUUCACAAAGCUGUGACCGGUAACCCCCUGGCCAAACUAACAACCUUAGCUCACUAACCCUUGAGGGUCUGGCAGGGAGCCAUGGGAAGCAAUAACACUUCCCCUAACUUCCAGCGCUUCCAACCCCGGAGGGCCUGGGGAGCAACGAGGCCGAAUGGUAAGAUCUAGAAAGAGAAAAUGGCUAGGGGUCCUGUCCUACGAUCCUUCUCCACCCCAAAUCUGGCCAUCGGGGAGGGAAGAGGAUUGGGAAAUAGCCAGGUAUAGCUGGGGAGGGGUCUCCACAGAUCCCUGGUAAUAGUUGGGAACUCUGUCACCCUGGUGUGGCGAGUCACCUCUACCCAGAAGUGGGGACACGCACUCUUUCAGACCUCGUGAGGCGCCGAGAGACUUGUCAUACCUUCUCAUCGGAGGCAGGGGGAGUGAGUAUUCUAGGAACUUGAUCCCUCCUGCAAUGGGUGAUUUUGAAAGGUAAACCAUGUCGGAGUGCUUUGAAGGGAACUCUGGGGGAUUGUGAAAAGUCGGCCACGGGGGGUGACUUGGAAAGGUGUCUCCUUCUCGGUUUUACCAGCUGCUACAAGUGGGGUACCACGCUGACCAGUGUACUUAUUGCUAAUUAGUCUAAGAAUAGCUUUGCCUUCUGUAGAUUACAUCUUGCAAUUCCUUGUAUUAUCAUCUUAAUAAAGUUGCUUCCAUUACCCAUCA
Molecule: messenger RNA, 3760 nt
Organism: Ornithorhynchus anatinus (platypus)
Lineage: Eukaryota; Metazoa; Chordata; Mammalia; Monotremata; Ornithorhynchidae
Exons: 3
Coding region: 180-1874 (564 amino acids)
Molecular function (GO): GTP binding
Source: RefSeq, a predicted model, not a curated record